Messenger RNA from Penaeus vannamei (Pacific white shrimp), 5257 nucleotides. RefSeq names its product serine/threonine-protein phosphatase 4 regulatory subunit 3 flfl (gene flfl). Gene Ontology annotation, cellular component: protein phosphatase 4 complex; nucleoplasm. Gene Ontology annotation, molecular function: protein phosphatase activator activity. Lineage: Eukaryota; Metazoa; Arthropoda; Malacostraca; Decapoda; Penaeidae. The record is from RefSeq and is a predicted model, not a curated record. Gene Ontology annotation, biological process: protein dephosphorylation; DNA damage response.
GACUGUUGUGGUGAAUCCAACAUGGCGGCCGUCGUCGUGUCCCUCUGAGCCGCUUCGCCAAGAGCAAAACCCGUUUCUUGCGACGAUGUGCAGCGUUAUGACGGAAAUCUCUCUGUGAAAGUGACCGUGGAAUAUAUCUAUGAGUAUAGCGAGUGGUGGAGGAAAAGAGCGAGUGCCAGUGGCGGAGUCCGGGUCGCGCGAAGGGGAAACAAAAGUUGUGUCAGACCAUGAGAAGGAAAGGGAACUAAAACUCUCCUCAGCUCGAAGGGAACUCAGCCUCUCCUUAACUCCUCCUGUGGGCGAUGAGUGCGACUCCGGGGAUCUAGACUUGGCGCAGAGAUUGAAGUCUUCCGUUCUUGAUGUUUCCAAGAAUUGAUGAUCAUUAGCCGAGCCAGGAGGCGUGGGUGGGGCAUACAGAGGAGACAUGGCUGACAGAAUGGCACGGCGCAGGGUCAAGCUCUAUGCGCUAAAUGCUGACCGACAGUGGGAUGACAGGGGCACAGGGCAUGUCACAUCCUCAUAUGUGGAACGGUUAAAGGGCAUGUCCUUACUGGUGCGAGCAGAAUCCGACGGUUCCUUACUUUUAGAAUCAAGAAUCCAGCCAGACACCGCCUACCAGAAGCAGCAAGGCACUCUCAUUGUGUGGUCGGAGGGAGAAAACUUCGACCUUGCCUUGAGCUUUCAGGAGAAGGCGGGUUGUGAUGAGAUUUGGGAGAAGAUCUGCCAGGUUCAAGGCAAAGAUCCCAGUGUAGACAUAACCCAAGACAUUGUUGAGGAAAGUGAAGAUGAAAGAUUUGACGAUGUGUCAGACACCAAUCCUUGGGUAGAACUACCACCAUGUGAAAUAGGUAAAUUGGAAGAUAUUAAUGAGGUAAUAAGUAAUUGCCUACAUUCUCCUGUUAGGCGAGAAAAAUUAGCAAUAGCACUGGAAAAUGAGGGCUAUAUCAAGAAACUGGUCUCAGUGUUUCAUACCUGUGAAGAUCUCGAGAAUAUGGAGGGGCUCCAUCUUCUGUAUGAAAUCUUUAAGAAUAUAUUCCUGCUCAACAAAAAUACCCUCUUUGAAAUCAUGUUCGCCGAUGAUACCAUAUUCGACGUGGUUGGGUGUCUGGAGUAUGACCCCUCAUCACCAUACCCAAAAAGACACAGACAGUAUCUCAAAAGUAUAGCAAAGUUUAAAGAGGUGAUUCCCAUUGAAAAUAGUGAGCUGCUAAGUAAAAUCCACCAGACGUAUCGCGUUCAGUACAUACAGGAUGUGGUGCUCCCCACGCCAGCUGUGUUUGAAGAGAACAUGCUUUCCACAUUGUCAUCUUUCAUCUUCUUCAACAAAGUAGAGAUUGUCUCUUUAAUACAGGAGGAUGAGAGAUUCUUAAGUGAAUUGUUCCACCAAUUAAGUAGUGAUGAGGAUGUGCCCAUGGAGAAAAGACGUGACUUGGUCUUAUUUCUCAAAGAAUUCUGUACAUUUUCACAAACCCUUCAGCCAACCAGUAGAGAAGCUUUUUUCAAGACUCUAUCCAGCUUGGGGGUGCUUUCAGCCUUGGAGAUCACUCUAGGGUUGGAUGAUGCUGUCAUCAAGUCUGCCUCCAUUGAUAUUCUCAGCUAUAUUGUGGAGUUCUCCCCCUCUAUGGUACGGGAAUACAUGAUGCAGCAGCAGCAUAAAACAGAAGAGGAACAGUACCUGUUAAACAUCAUCAUUGAGCAGAUGGUGGUAGAUUCUGAUCCAGAGAUGGGUGGUGCAGUACAGUUAAUGGGAAUCCUUCGCAUUCUCAUUGACCCAGAAAACAUGAUGGCAACUGUCACCAAGUCUGAACGAGCAGACUUCCUCGCAUUCUUUUAUAAACACUCCAUGCACUACCUUGUUGCGCCACUCCUCUCCAACACGGUAGGGGAUGAGGUGGGUCGCGAGGAUUACCCGUCAGCACAGCUCCUAGCCCUGAUCUUGGAGUUGCUGGCUUUUUGCGUGGAGCACCACACCUAUCACAUCAAAAAUUAUAUAGUCCAACGAGACCUGCUCAAACGCAUCCUUGUCCUAAUGAAGUCCAAACACACAUUCCUAGUGCUCAGUGCUUUACGGUUCAUGAGAAAGAUCAUUGGCCUACGGGACGACUUUUAUAAUCGUCACAUUGUCAAUUCCAAUCUGUUUGCACCAGUAGUGGAUGCAUUUGUCCGCAACAAUGGAAGAUAUAACCUCCUGGAUUCUGCCAUUAUUGAAAUGUUUGAAUAUAUCAAAGUGGAGGAUAUAAAGUCAUUGUGGAUGAGUGUAGUAGAAAAGUUUGGAGAGGUCCUUGCCCAGGUGGACUAUGUACAGACCUUCCACGCUUUGCGAAUGCGAUAUGAGCAGCAUCAAGAUAGACUGAGAGACAGAGAUAGGAAUACCUCCCUGGAUGGGAUUGGUGGUGUUGUACGAGGUGCACGAUAUAGAAGAGAUGUCAGAGAUCUUGAUGAGGAGGAAGAGAUGUGGUUCAACAACGAUGAGGAAGAGAUAGAGGAGACUGAAGCACUUUCUGUUCUGCCCUCCAGAGACACGAGUUUGUCACCCGUCGAAAAAGUAGAAAAAGAGAAUGGAGCUAGCAAGAUGAUCGGUGCAACAGGGAAACAGGGUCUGCUGCUCAACAAUGGCAACAAGGACAACAACAACACUGCCACUGCUCUGUCUUCAGAAGGCAACAAGUCUCCCGUCCCUGCCCGCAAGAAGGUGAGUCUUGUGGCAUAUGAUGAAAAUUCUGAUGAAGAGGAAGAGGAGGAGGAAGAGGAGGAAGCUGGUGAAGAAGACCAGGAGGAAGAGGAAGAGGAAGAGGACAGUAAUGUUCCGUCUGCCAAAAGACCGCGACUAAGCAGUGAUUGAGGGUGUGUGAGUGGCAGAGUCAGCAGUCAGUAAGCUAUGGGCCUGGCUGUGGUGCAGUGGGAAAGACGUGGCAGCACUAUGGGCAAUUAACUGAUGAGUCAGUCAGCUGCAUUGAUGUGCUGUGCUGGCCUUGUGCCCACCUUUCCUGUGAUGGUGAUUGGCGACAGUUGAGGCAAUGACUGCCAGUAGCCCAACACUGCCAGCAGCGCACCCAGGCUGCACCCACUGCCUACCCACUCACCCAUGUACAUAGCCCGCACAAUGCCUCACACCCAUGUGUACAAAUCCUUCUGUAUAUGUGAGCCAGCAGCAGCUGUGGGCCCAUCUGGACCCGUGCCACCGUGACCAAGAAGUAAUGGACAUUUUAAUGGAAUAUUUUUAUAUAGUGUAAAUUGUUAUUGACAGUGUUAGUACUAGUGUGUGUGCUGAGGGCCUAGACUUGGUAGUGAGGCCAGACUGCAACUUCAGUUGCGUUGCACAGUCUUGAGGCUGCUCUCUGCCUUGUGCAACUAGUGUGUCUUGUUGCAGUAAACUGGGGGAACCCUGUGAGUUUGCAAGACAUGCAAGUUUGAGUGUAUGCUUGUACGUGUGGGACUGAUUGAGUGUGUGAUUAUGUGAGUGAGUGCAUUUAUGCAAGCGUGGCCCAACCUGUUUAACUGGAACCUUAUCUUGAGUGGUGAGGUCCCAGCUGGGAUAUUCACAACACUUGGUUGAGGCACAGAAGGCCUCCCAAGAAUCUGAACUGUGACUGGGCCUGUGAUGCUCCCAUGCCUGCUCCUCUAACUGUUUACUGGUUGAACAUGGCCAGCAGCUAAGAUAAUCUCAGUAUUGGGUAACCAAACGUUUUAGUACCUGUUGUCUUGUAGGAAGAGUCCAACAAUUUCCACUCAGUGCUGAACACUUAAUGAAGGGGAGCAAGCUGGGCAGACCAGAUGGCAACAGCAGUGGAUGGUAACACAGAAAUGCAUUUACAAUCGUUGGCAAGCAUGUUAUCAUCAGUCAUGUCAUGAAUCAUCUCAUAUUUCAUUUUUCGGUUCUGCAAUGUUUGAUAACAUUUGUUUGACAGGCCAUCAUUAUGGUACUUGAUUGGGGGACUUGGGGCUCUUUUUUCCUAUAUGUGAAAAAGCAAAAUGUCAUGAAUUUUUUAUAAAAAAAGAAUGCAGUGCUUUGAAAUUUUCAGUAGAAAAUGGAGUUUAUUACACUUGAACAUUGGCUAGACAAAAGUCGUGAAUGGCUUGCAAAUUGAUGUUCCUAACAUUAGUUUCAUAAAUAGGCUUGCAUUCGAAAGCAAAUUUGGUGCCUGUCUAUAUUAGCUUGGAGAGUACAUUCAUUUUUAUUACUUGGCAUCAAGAUAUUAGCUUGUGAUAAUUUUUCUUAAAUUUCUUACAUGCAUGGUGUUCAAAAUCUUUUAUUUUAUUUUUCAUUAUUACUGGUUGUAUCAAAGUUUUAAUGAAACAAACUGCAGACAAGGUAAUUUUUGUGUUAGAAUAUAAAUAUAAUAUAUAUUUUUUAUUUAGGCAGUAUAUCACCUUCUUAUUCCACAUGGUAAAUACUAAUUUUCUCUUUGUCAGAAAAAUAAAAUCUUUAGGAUUAUACAGUCAUAUUUAAGGUACUAGCUAAGUCAAUAUUUCCAGAUUAUGGAAAUCUCAUGUACAAACGACGUCUAUUUUAUGACUGUGUUACACACUAGCACAUGCCAUUGUGGAUGUACAGUUACUUGGCUAUGAAGUUGCAGUUUGAAACUGUUCUAGAAAUGUCAAUUCUCAAAAGGCUAAAGAAUUUGAACUAUAUAUAUAUUUUUUUUGCUUAUUUUAGUAGUUUGUAAAUAAUAAAAUGGAUUACUAUUUGGAGAUGUACUGUAGGUAUAUGAGAGCUCUCUUCCUUUGCUGAAAUACCUGUGAUAUUUUGUCAUUUUUCCCUGAUUUUGUACCAUGUAUAUUCUUUGUUGAAAUUAUAGUGGAUUAGUUCACACAAAAUCAUUUAUCCAAGAUUAUAGUGAUGAAAAUAAACUUUUUUACCAGGGCAUUGGAAAAAAACAAAAACAAAAAAAAAUGAACAUGAACCCUUUUAUACUUUAAUUAAUGCCUUUAUCCUUCAGAUGCUUUGUAUUUAGUGAUGACAAGUUCUAAUAAUGUAAUGUCUCACUGUCAAUGGGUACUAUUAUUUUUUCUUCUUAUACUCUAUUCACAAAUCCACUGGUCCAUUGUCAUUUACCAGAACCAUUGUCACCUCAUUGUUAUCACAGCAGCACACACAGUUCGUAUGUUGUCUUCUGAAAACUGUCAGUCUUUGUUAUACAGCAUGAGGCCUGUUUUGUAGAAACUUAUACAGAGAAAUACUGUAUAAAAUGGGAAUAAUUUUUAACAUUUUAUGUUACCCAAGGUACUCUACUGAAAAACAAUACAUGAAAUUAAA